Molecule: messenger RNA, 2138 nt
Organism: Jatropha curcas
Lineage: Eukaryota; Viridiplantae; Streptophyta; Magnoliopsida; Malpighiales; Euphorbiaceae
Source: RefSeq, a predicted model, not a curated record
UAAUACCAGCCCCGUAACACUGAAAGUUUAUGCAUAGAUUCUUUCUACAUUCUGUUCUGUUGUUGUUUCUUGUUAUUUCCUGGCCUUCUGGCUCCUACAGAUGCGACACAAAUUUGGCGGCACCAACACUUCUUCUCCAUUGCCACUCUCCGCGAAAUCUUCCUAACUUUUACAGAAUACCCAACUAAAAAAGGAUUCUCUUUUCCAAAUUCCUAUAUCUUCUCCUUAUAUUUUCAAUAUUUCUUUCAAAUAACCAGUUCUUCUUCUCUCCUUUAACUCUUCAAUCAGUGAUAGAUUGAACCGGAAGAAAAUAUGGGUGCUUAUUGCAAUGAAGACUUCACUUUGCCUUCCCUCAAUGGAUUUGCCUCUUCUCACAAUCUUCGAUUACUGAAGCACGUCCACGAUAAUGUCCAUGGCAACAUCUAUCUCGAUCCUCUAUGUGUGAAGUUUUUGGAUACCGAACAGUUUCAAAGGCUUCGUGACCUCAAACAACUAGGUGUAACCCACAUGGUUUAUCCCGGGGCUGUGCAUUCAAGGUUCGAGCAUUCUCUUGGUGUGUAUUGGCUUGCUGGUGAAGCUGUUGAAAGGCUCAAAAAUUACCAUGGUUUGGAGCUUGGUAUUGAUAACUUUGAUGUUCGGACAGUGAGGCUUGCAGGACUUUUGCACGAUGUGGGCCAUGGUCCUUUCAGUCACAUGUUUGAACGUGAGUUUCUCCCCAAGGUUAUAAAUGGUGAAAAAUGGUGUCAUGAACAAAUGUCUGCCAAAGUUGUUGAUCAUAUUGUUGAUGAGCACCAUAUCGAUGUUGACUCUGGCAUGAUGAGAAGAGUUAAGGAGAUGAUACUAGCCAGCUCAGAAUUUCCACAGAGAAACGAUGCUAAGGAGAAGUGCUUCUUGUAUGAUAUUGUUGCAAAUGGUCGAAAUGGAAUUGAUGUGGACAAGUUCGAUUAUAUUGUUCGUGACUGCCGAGCCUGUGGUAUAGGAUGUAGUUUUGAGUUCCAAAGGUUAAUGGAGACAAUGCGGGUUAUGGGCGAUGAGAUUUGCUAUCGUGCUAAGGACUAUCUUACCAUCCACAAGUUGUUUGCCACUCGUGCUGAUCUUUAUCGCACAGUUUAUACUCAUCCAAAAGUAAAGGCAAUAGAACUUAUGAUAGUUGAUGCCUUGUUGAAAGCAAAUGACUAUUUGCAAAUAUCAUCUUUCAUUCAAGAUCCUUCAGAAUAUUGGAAGUUAGAUGACACAAUAAUCAAAACCAUUGAGACAGCCCCUGAUGAACAAUUAAGAGAAUCUAGAGAUUUGAUCCUGCGAAUACGGAGGAGAGACUUGUACCAGUUCUGUAAUGAGUAUGCUGUUCCGAAGGACAAAAUGGAAAAUUUUAAAGAUGUCACAGCAAAGGAUAUUGUUUGUUCCCAGAAAAAUGGUAAUGUGCUCCUGAAGGAAGAGGACAUAGCAGUAAGCAAUGUUAGAAUUGAUUUGACUCGUGGAAGGCAUAAUCCUCUUGAAAGCAUCAAUUUUUUCAAGGAUUAUGAAAGUGAGGAGAAAUUUCCUAUACCUGAUGAGCGAAUCAGUCACUUGCUACCUACAUCUUAUCAAGACAUGAUAGUGAGGGUCUACUCCAAAAAGAAAGAACUGGUAGCUGCAGUAUCUGAGGCUUUUGAAAAUUUCCAGUUGAGAACUUAUGGAAUUAAGGCACAAGUUCAUGCAACUCCAGAGAAGAAGAAACGCCGAACAUGAGGUAGCAUCAGGUGCUGCAUAAGUCGCAACAUUGGAGUUGUAUAGUUGCUGAUCUUGCUGUCACAUAUACACCGGCGGAUCGUUGAGUUGCCUCUAAUCACAGCACAAGUUCCUGGAUAACAAGUCUAGUGCCUUUGUUAUUGAUGAUAGUGACGAUAUUGAUGAUAGAGACAAUAUUGGAAUAGUUUUAUACCUGGUCUAAUUGUAUGUUCAUGGUUAGUUAGCUCUAGCCGAGUGGUUUUUUAGAUUUUGGUUUUCCACAAGGGCAAGGUACACAUAUCCGAGCUCGUUCUUUUUGCAGCUUUAUUUUUGUAGUUUUGUUCAUUAUACAUAUCCCAAGUAUAAUGAGAAUAUACUUCUGGAAAUCAGGCAAUUAAGUUUCAGUUAAAUUUGAUAUUUUAAUGAUAAAA